AUGGCUCAAGUAUCACUUGAGCUAUCUACAAAAUGGCACCUAAUAGUUCAACGUGGUCUCGACUCUGUGACCGAGAGGCUUAAUACUCAUUACACUGUACUCUUGAAGCCACUAGAAACAAGCGUCGUUAGCUCCGUAGCAGCCAGGUGUUUGGAACUUAUCACCAUCGUGAUACGCACAGCAUGUUGGAUCAUGGUGAUGGUGGCGAUAAUCUAUGUACCAGAGAAGCAAUUUGUCCAGAAGUGGAACAUUAAUAAGAUUGAACAAAUACAAAUGGAAAAGAAUUAG
Leptosia nina is the source of this 288-nucleotide messenger RNA. The record is from the annotation of a GenBank genome assembly. Lineage: Eukaryota; Metazoa; Arthropoda; Insecta; Lepidoptera; Pieridae.